Paramecium sonneborni is the source of this 1343-nucleotide messenger RNA. NCBI's taxonomy places the organism in Eukaryota, Ciliophora, Oligohymenophorea, Peniculida, Parameciidae. The record is from the annotation of a GenBank genome assembly.
AUGUUUCUUUUAUUGCAUCUUUUUCUUGAAUGCCUAGGAUAAACCUAAACUUUCUUGAAUUUAGAAAUAGGAAUUCAUAUUUUAUAUACAUUUCAAACAAGUCCAGAACCAAACUCCAAAAUAAUAGUAAAAUUAGAAUAAGAAAUUUUUGAUUCAACCUAACUUUUGAUCUGUGAUUCGGAAAUAACUUUGUUGAAAGAAAAUUGUAUAUAUGAUGUAAAUUCUUUCGAUUUGAAAAGAAAUACUUAAAUCAUUUAACUUGUAUAUGGCUUGAAAUUAGAAAAGUAUUAAGAAUAGUUGCUAACAAUGAAAUAUUUUGAUGAUAUUCCCUAAGUUAUUGGAACAUAUUCAAAAAAAAUUUCAAAUUUUUCAAUAACAAUAAGCAAAGUGGAUAUAUUAGAAUGUGCUUCGUAUUUAAAAAAUAUAAGUAAUUUAGGUAUUGCUAAAAUGAUGGAAUUUGCAAAGCUGGAAUUUGUGAGUGCAAAGAAGGAUACUUUGGAUCUGAUUGUUCUAUCAUUGCUUUAGAUAUAAAAAAAUAAUCUCUAUUUUUGGAGGGUAGAUUUUACUAUUUUAAUAUAUAAGAAUGUGAUUAAAAUGCUUGUUCCCUUGACAUCAAAUUUAAUUAGAUUUGUAAAUAUAGAUAAACUUGUUAUGCCUAAGAUUGGUAUUUAUUAUAAUAAGUUAUCAUGGAAAAAAGAGAGAUUAAAAUUACUGAAUUCUAGUCAUGUUUGUUAAAAAUAAACAAUUAAAAUUUGAAUCGUUAGCAAUUUUCUUAUUUUAUUUUUUAUUUUGAGACUGAAUGUGAAAAUUCGAUAGAUCCUAAUAACUUUAAUACUUAGAUUAUAUUAAUAAUUGUAAUUACAACAGUUGGAGGAUCUAUUUGUCUUUGUUGUUGUGUAGUUUGUUACUAUUACUUGUGUAAAAGAAGAAAAGAAGAACAUUAAGUACUUCCUACAAUUUCUUUAUAUCCAAAAGCUGAUAUACAAAAAUAUUUACCUAAAUAACUUUAUAAAUGUUUGAUUAUUUAAUAUCCAGGUUUAGCAUCUACAGAUGAGUGUUUAAUUUGUCUAGAUAAAUUGAAAGAAUCAGAUUAUGUAAGAUUGACUUAUUGUACUCAUAUCUUUCAUAUCUAAUGUAUUGAUAAUUGGUUGGAAAAGAAUAGAAUUUGUCCAGCAUGUAGAUCUGAAUUAGAUGAAAUAACUUUAAUUAAAGUGACAAAAUAAAGGAAGAAUGAUUCCUUAAUGUUUGAAAACAAAGGUAGUCGCUUAUUUGGAGAUAUGGGUACACCUAAUUUUACAAUGACACCUCCACUUCGAUCAGUUGAAAUCACUCAUAGGUUAUGA